AAUUUCGUUUCAAUUCAAUGACGGAUAGCUGGAACGCGGAAGAAGAGUUGUGAUUGUGAUCGAAAUGUCCCCGAAAAUAAAUUAAAAACUAUGAUCUCAUAAUUAUUUAAAGUGGCUACUACGGUUUAAGAAUUUUAAUUUUUAAUGUAACUUAAACGUGUGCCUUUUUAAUUUUUAUCAUCCCUAGUUAAAUCAUGCAGCAGUCGCCUUUUGAAAAUAUAUUUAACAUUAUAGGCGGCAUUACUGAAGGGAACGAGAAACCCAUGAAACAUGGGUUUUACAACGCCUUUGCCCUCUUUAUAUUAGCUGUAUGUUGUGUGGCAGUGUAUGUCUUGUUUCUUAUAUUAGAGCCAUUUUUCAAACCAUUAUUCUGGGCUCUACUAGUGGGGUCCUUACUUCAUCCAUUUAAAUAUAAACUUUCAAAGAAAUUGAAGUCAUGGUUUGGAGAUCUUGAAAAAUCGAACACAUCUGUGAUAGUGGGAUUAAUGGUAAUACCUGUGAAUGUGGUUAACUUUGCUUCAGACACAGUUGGGCAGCAAUUUAUAGAACAUUACAAGACUGUGAUAGGGCUGCUCUCUGCAAUAUUUGUAUUACCAUGGCUGUACAACUCUGUGCCAAGGAGUCUAGUCUGCCUGUUCUGGCAGUUCAGCAGUUUCAUCAGCUUUUCUACGACACUGCUCAUCAGUGUCUGCAGUUCUUAUAUUACCUUGACUAUAUUCCUGGCAUACGUUAUCAGCGUUUACAUCCUAUGGACACCUCAGCGAGCGAAUAUCUUCCGGAUGACGUCACAACUACUAUGGCUGGUCGUCUCCAGCUUCAUAGCAAGUCUGACGGGUUCCCUGCAGGUGUACACGUUUGCACUACUCCAGGGAAUCUGUAUCACCGGCUUUGCUCUAGAAGUGCUGGACAUACAUAAAAAAUUGUUAGAGAAAGAUCCAGAAGCAUCUAUCUUAUUAGCAUUACACAAAGCAGUUUCUCCCGAUCAAGAAAUCGAGGAAAAAAUUGAAGAGAAACUAGAAGAAGAAUCUCAAAUAGAAUCUAGUGAACAAGAAACAACACCGGACAAAGAAACUCCAUCCCCUGUCACUCCUGAUACUUUAACGAAACGGGGAAGCUGGUCGACCAACGAUCCUAUACAAAGUUCUCCAAGACAUGCUAAAAUGUUGUUUAAGACAAGAACAUUGUCUGCAUUGCCUUUGUCAUCGAAUCAGAAAUUGAAGUCCGACAUCCGAUUCCUUACCGCCUUCAAACAGAGGUCGUUAGACGAAAAUUACAUAAAGAAUAGCUAUGACACUGAAGAAGAAACAGCUUUGUACUUUAAGCUCCUUUUCUUCGGAUGCCUUUGUAUGCUUGUUUGGAAACAUAUCUGGCUUCUCCCAGUGACUCUAUUCUUCUUGGCUAUCCAUGUUCUGAAGAGGCUGUUAGAUUAUUUCGGAGUUUGGCUGUUCUUUGAAAAUCAUUACAAUAAUGUAAUGGGGAAAGUGAAGUGUUGGUGGAAGUUGAGGCAAUCAGCCUUGCUCCCGGCCCACGUGCGCGGGCUCGGCAAGAUGGCGUGCCUCUGCAACUCGAGCUUCCGCGACAUGGCCUACAGCUCGGUGGACACCGUGUCAUCCUGCAUCGUCAUCGUCGGACUCAUAUUGUUCCUGGCUGUGGCCACCGUUUUUAUAUUUAUACAGAUAUACUCGGAAGCGAUAGUAGUGGUUCAGCUUAGCGGUAGUCUGCUAAACAGCACGUACGUUCAGAACAGUGAGUUGCACGCAUACUUGCCAGAAGGCUGGGAGGAAAAGCUAGACUCACUUAUUGACAAUGCUUACACAUACGGCAGGGAAGGAAUCUCAACAGCGGUCAAAAGCAUCCUCAAAGAAGGUGACCCGGAGAAGAUAAGUCGCGUGGAACAACAGAUCUUGGAGCUAUGGGACCGCGUGUACCAGAGCUGGGUGUCGGGGCACUUCGCGUCCACUGUGGGCCCGCAAGUCGACGGCUCUGCUAUACAGGACUCUUGGGAUUCCUUUGUCAACGAUGUUUCUAAUACUCCUGCAGGUAUGUUCGACUACUCUGGCAUUGUGACAUGGGUGCAGGCUAACGUGGGUACAUUAAGUGCUAUAGCGACCAGCAUCUGGGCUCCGCUAGCUAGUAACGUGUCUCUGCUGGCGGGCUCCGUCGGCGCGUUCACGUCGCUGUUGCUAUGCGGCGGCAGUGCCAUCAUCAACAUGUUUAUUAACUUGGUGGUGUUCUUCACGACACUAUUCUACCUACUGGCUUCUAGCAACGCUUUCUAUAAGCCAGUGGAGGUCAUCACACAGAUACAGCCUAACUUCGGUCCCAGACUUGGUAUCGCACUCUCUGUUGCCAUCAAUCAAGUGUUCAGGGCAUCAUUCAAGAUGGCCUUGUUCUACGGUCUCUGGACGUGGUUGGUUCACAACUUGUUUGGAGCCAAAGUUGUCUACUUGCCAUCGGUGCUAGCAGCAGUGCUAGGCGCGGCGCCGUUCCUGGGCCCGUACCUGGCGGGCAUCCCGGCCGCGCUGGACGUGUGGCUGCAGGGCCGCCCCAUGGCCGCGCUGCUGCUGCCCAUCGUGCAGGCCGCGCCCAUCGCUUUCCUAGACGCCGCCGUCUACGCCGAGAUUAAAGAUGGCGGACAUCCCUACGUAACUGGGCUAGCCAUAGCCGGGGGAAUAUUCUACCUGGGUCCCGAAGGCGCUAUCCUAGGUCCACUACUGCUAUGCUGCCUCAUGGUGGUCCUCAACCUGUCGUCCACGUUCCUGAGGGACACGCCCUCCGAGGAGAGGGCGGCAUUGCACUCGCGAGUCAGGCUCGGUGCUUAUCUCUGAUGGGCUUGCAUGGAACACUAACUUGUAACGAGAUCAUCUCAUUUGUCAAUUCGUAUUAGCAAUAUGUAACAGUUGAAAUGUCAAAGUAAUUAUAUACCGUUCGGUUGAAGAAUGGGAUUAGAAAUGGCGGCUCAGAGCAUACCGACAACAUACUUACAUUUGAGUAGGUUAAUAACACGGUGCUGCUCGCUAUCUGUUAGUUGAACUUGGCUCGACACGCUGCCAUGAUAGAUUGUAAUCAUAUAUUAUCAUACUCUGAGUAAAAAAAGAUCUCAAAAAAAUAAGAAUAAGAUUGAUACCAGUAAGUGCAAGCAUAUUCGCAAAUAGUGUGCGAGCGAGAAUAAAGAGAUUCGCCGCUAUUUCUGAUUCCAUUUUUUAUCCGCACAGGUAGUACACCGUACAUCCAUUUAUACACAGCGGGACAAAUUAAUGGGACACAUAGAUUAAGAGAUUAUAUUUAUGGAAAGUUGUAAUCUUGGAGUAAGUGCAAGUUGUAAAAUUGUGGCAGUGCAGAAAUGUAUGUGGCAGA
Messenger RNA from Trichoplusia ni (cabbage looper), 3357 nucleotides. Its product is annotated as transmembrane protein 245-like. The coding region runs from base 195 to 2828 and encodes 877 amino acids. The record is from RefSeq and is a predicted model, not a curated record. NCBI's taxonomy places the organism in Eukaryota, Metazoa, Arthropoda, Insecta, Lepidoptera, Noctuidae. The transcript is spliced from 13 exons.